AUGGACGGCCCUUCUCGCAUCUUUAGCACCCUAUGGAGCGUCCUUCGGUACAUGUUUCUCUUGGUCUGGGUCGAGCCCUGGGCCAAGCCUCAUAUCAACGGCGAGACGACGCCCGCCACCUAUGAAGCCUGGUACACCGGACAGUUCGAGUACGAUGCCAUCCAUGGAGUCGAUGAGUGGGUUAAGGUGGACCGUCACUCGAGCUACGACUGGCACAUCCUCCGAACUUUGAAGCGAGACCUUGAACGAAGUCGACGUCUCGGAGAUGAGAGAGGGUUGUGCAGUCAGCUCAGAGCUCAAAGCUCCCGUAACAUGUGUCGCAUUCUAUCCCCCGCCUUGUACCGAAAAUCACAGAUACAAACCAAACGACUGAUCCAUGACUAUGUGAUGGAGGUGCGCCACUGCAUCACCUACAUUGCGGAUCGAAACCCGGUCACCAAUGGGGCUGCUCCCAUUGUUCCGGCCCAGGAGAAGCGACAGGCCAUUAUUGACAUGCGGACCGCACUUGGACGUACGAGUCUGGUGCUUCAAGGGGGCGCUAUGAUCAGUAUGUGCCAUCUUGGAGUGGUCAAAGCACUCUAUCUGCAGCGGCUGCUUCCCCGGAUAAUCACAGGGACAUCGUCAGGAGCUCUGAUUGCUGCACAUAUAUGUGUGACGAAAGACGAAGACCUGAUUGGCGUGCUGGAAGCCACCAAUAUAAACCUCGACGCCUUCAUUCGCUCUCAAGAAAGAUGUGCCACAGGUGGACUCAAAUCUUGGUUCAACUCCUCCUUCUUCGCCACCAUCAAACGGCGGUAUCAACGCUAUCGUACCUCCCACCACGUGUUUGAUAUCGACGUGCUCCAUGAAUGCACCCGAGACAAUCUGGGCGAUAUCACAUUUGAAGAGGCGUAUGCAAAAACCGGGAGAAUCUUAAACAUAACCAUCGCCAUGUCUGAAGUGGCCGGGACACCACAACUCCUCAAUUACCUGACGGCACCUCACGUUCUUGUUCGAUCUGCGGUGGUGGCGUCUAUAGCAACUUCCAAAGCCAUGUACGCUCCUGUCCACUUACUGUGCAAAAGUGCUACAGGCGAUAUCACCUUGUAUUUUGCUGCCGAUUUCUCCGAGAAAGGUUGCAAUUUGCACCGGCAAGCCACCGUCCACCCGGAAGCACCGCUCACACGGAUAGGUGAACUGUUCAACGUCAAUCAUUUCAUCAUAUCUCAAUCCAGACCCUACAUAGCUCCUUUCAUCCAACUGCAGAGUUUUGCCGACCGUCACCAACCUCUUGGGAUCGUGGUUCGCUUCGUCCUGGACGAAAUGCUGCAUUGGCUGCAGGUUUUGAAUCACUUUGGUAUGCUUCCAACCUUCCUCCAGCGGGUCUUGAUGGACGAAGUCGUUCCAACUCUCGCCUCGUGGUCAAAAAUAUCAAUCACACCCCAACUCGGGCUGUGGGAUUUCCUCCGCACCUUUGACACUCCUACACCUGCUAAAUUGCAGAAAUGGAGUGCUCGAGGGGAGAAGUGUACGUGGCCAUACAUCUGUGAGCUAAAAGUCCGAUGCGACAUCGAGCUGGAACUAGACAUCGCUUAUACGAAUCUACGCCGGAGAGGAGGGAUGGGAUCGGUUAUCAGACAUAGAGCAGACCCAUAG
Fonsecaea erecta is the source of this 1635-nucleotide messenger RNA. RefSeq lists its product as hypothetical. NCBI's taxonomy places the organism in Eukaryota, Fungi, Ascomycota, Eurotiomycetes, Chaetothyriales, Herpotrichiellaceae. The transcript has a single exon. Bases 1 to 1635 code for a protein of 544 amino acids. Gene Ontology annotation, biological process: lipid metabolic process. The record is from RefSeq and is a predicted model, not a curated record. Gene Ontology annotation, molecular function: triacylglycerol lipase activity.